AUGUUGAGGAGAUUAAGGAGAAUAAAUGGAAAUGUAAAUUCUGUCAAAAAGUAUUUAGUGGUGGGUUACAUAAUUAAAGCACAUCUGUCAGGAAUUACUAGCCAUGAUGUUGAGAUUUGUAAUAAAGUCAAUCAUGAGACACAAUCAUAUGCAUUCUUAGCCAUGUUUGGAAGUGGAAGUAACAAAAAAUUAAAAAGUUCAACUGGUUCUUCUUCUACUUUAAACUCUAAUGAUCAUGGGGAGGAAACAGAUUCACCAUUUUCAACACUUUCUAAAGGUAGCCAAAGGCAUCAAAGUCAAGCAUCUUUACUAGAAAUGAAUAAGAAAAAAGACAAGGAGUUUGUUGAUAAAAUGCUUACUAAGUGUUUUUUGGUGAACAAUGUCGCUUUUAAUAUUGUUCAAACUGGUGCUUUUGGAGAAUUUGUUAAGACAAUGGCUAAAUAUGGUGCAGCAUACAAGCUUCCAUUUUUUUUUUUUUUUUUGGGUAAUUAUAAGCUUCCAUCUUACUCAACUCUUCGAGAUAAGUUAAUUCCAGAAUCUAGAAAAGGCGUUGAUGAGCAUGUUGCUAUGGUGAAGCAUUCUUGGGAUGCAUCUGGAUUUGGUUGCACUAUAAUGUUUGAUAUAUGGAUUGAUAUAAGGCACCGAUCUUUCAUUAAUCUUGUGGCAUAUUCACCUGCUAGUGCAGUGUUUUUAAAAUCAUUAGAUGUUUCUCGAGAAAGAAAAACUGGCAUUUAUUUGAAAGAAAUUGUUGUUUCUGUGAUUGAAUCAAUUGGACAAGAACAUGUUGUGCAAUUCAUAACUAAUACUGGUAGCAAUUUCACAUCUACUGGUGACAUUGGAUUGUAUCCUCAAAUGUAUAAGACAAGGUGUGCUACUCAUGGAAUUCAGCUUCUUUUGACAGACAUAUAUGAAGAAGUUAAUCGGGUAAAAGUUGCCAAAGAUGAAGCAAGAAUAAUAGUUAUGUUCAUGACACGGUGCACGGUUCUUCAUAUAGCAAUGAAAAAGUUACACCAAAGAUAG
Messenger RNA from Pistacia vera, 1020 nucleotides. RefSeq lists its product as uncharacterized. NCBI's taxonomy places the organism in Eukaryota, Viridiplantae, Streptophyta, Magnoliopsida, Sapindales, Anacardiaceae. Bases 1 to 1020 code for a protein of 339 amino acids. The transcript has a single exon. The record is from RefSeq and is a predicted model, not a curated record.